Hordeum vulgare subsp. vulgare (domesticated barley) is the source of this 5888-nucleotide messenger RNA. RefSeq names its product mediator of RNA polymerase II transcription subunit 14-like. The coding region runs from base 227 to 5452 and encodes 1741 amino acids. NCBI's taxonomy places the organism in Eukaryota, Viridiplantae, Streptophyta, Magnoliopsida, Poales, Poaceae. The record is from RefSeq and is a predicted model, not a curated record. Gene Ontology annotation, cellular component: mediator complex; core mediator complex. Gene Ontology annotation, molecular function: transcription coregulator activity. Gene Ontology annotation, biological process: regulation of transcription by RNA polymerase II. The transcript has 8 exons.
ACUAGGCGUGGUCGCACGCUCUGUUCGGGCCCGACCCAGCGCUGAAGCGAAAAGCUUCGAUCCCACGCCACACGGGCCGCCGCCGCCGAUUUGUCGCCGGCGGUAUUGCCCGGCCACCUACCCCGAAGCGCACCGCCUCAUCGCUGUCCCGCAGAGGUGGCCUCGCUUUCCUCCCAAAACCGUUGUCGCGGGAGCUUAAGCUGAGGCGGAAACCCUAGCCGCGUCGAUGGCGGGGGAGCUGGGGCAGCAGACGGUGGAGCUGGGGUCCGUGGUGCGGCGGGCGGCGGAGGAGUCCUACCUGGCGCUGCGGGAGCUUGUUGAGAAGUCGCAGGCCGAGUCUGACUGGAAGGGCGCCUAUGGUGGGCGGCAGCGGUCGGACUCCGAGAAGAAGAUUGACCUGCUCAAAUUCAUCGCCCGCACCCGCCAGCGCAUGCUCCGCCUCCAUGUGCUCGCCAAGUGGUGUCAGCAGGUUCCUUUGGUUCAGUACUGUCAGCAACUUGGAUCGACCCUUUCUAGCCAUGAAACAUGCUUCACCCAAACAGCUGACUCACUGUUCUUCAUGCAUGAGGGGUUGCAGCAAGCACGAGCUCCUACAUUUGAUGUUCCUUCUGCUUUAGAGGUUAUGCUUACAGGCAGUUAUCAGAGGUUACCAAGAUGUAUAGAAGAUAUAGGGAGCCAAAAUAAACUUUCUCCAGAUGAAGAAAAGCAUGCUUUGCAGAAGCUGGACACCAGUGUGCGCUACAAAGUACUUGUGACUCCAAGACCCAAAGAAGUAUCUAACAUUUCAGUAACUGACGGGAUAGCUGUUUUUCGUGUGGAUGGAGAAUUUAAAGUUCUUCUUACAUUAGGUUACCGUGGUAACCUAGAUUUAUGGAGGAUACUGCACAUGGAGUUGCUUGUUGGUGAGAAGAAUGGCCCUAUUAAGCUGGGAGAAAUCAGGAGAUUUGCUCUUGGUGAUGAUAUAGAAAGAAGAAUGGCAGUUUCUGAGAAUCCCUUUUCUGUGCUGUAUGCUAUACUUCACGAGUUAAGCAUUUCACUUGCUAUGGACACUAUCAUUAGGCAGGCUAAUGUUCUUCGACACGGAAGGUGGAAGGAAGCAAUAAGUUCUGAACGUAUCUCAGACAGCACCAUAGGUCAAACUGGAAAUGCUGCUGUAAUGCAGCUUGGUCAAGACGGGGAGUUUGAUUCAAGUGGUUUUAGGUUGCCUGUGUUGAAAUUGAAUUACUGGUUGGAUGGAAAAAACAGUGGCCCAGCAGAAUCUGAUUUUUCCCCAUUUAUCAAAAUUGAGGCAGGGCAAGACAUGCAGAUAAAAUGCCAGCAUAGCUCAUUUAUACUUGAUCCUUUGACAGAUAAAGAAGCUAGGCUUUCUCUUGAUCUGUGCUGCAUUGAUGUUGAGAAACUCAUUUUAAAAGCAAUUGCUUGCAAUAGGCACACACGUCUUCUCGACAUUCAGAGACAAUUGUGCAAAAAUGUGCAAAUUUCCCAGUCACCCAAAGAUGUCAUCCUGAAGCGGGAUGUUGGUGCAGCAAAGGCACCACAUAAGAAGACAGAGAAAGCAAGCUUUGCAGAUUUUUGUGGAAAUGAAGUGCUUCAAGUGCGGGCAUAUGGUCAAGCGUAUAUUGGUCUUGGAGUAAAUAUCAGGAGUGGUCGUUUCAUCCUACAAUCACCAAAGAAUAUCUUACCUCCUCCUGCAUUGCUGGAUUGGGAAGAAGCUCUAAACAAAGGCAGUAACACAGCGACUGAGGUUUUCUCAAGCUUAAGGACUAGGAGCAUCCUCCAUCUGCUUGUAUCUACUGGAAGUUUUUUUGGCCUCAAGGUUUAUGAGCAGUCUCAGGGUACUCUAAAGAUUCCAGAGGCCAUAUUACAUGGUUCAGAUCUGAUGGUCAUGGGAUUUCCUCAAUGCGCAAAUGCCUAUCAUCUGUUGAUGCAACUUGAUAAGGAUUUCAGGCCUGUUUUUCAUUUGCUUGAGACACAGUCUGAUGCAAGCAAUAAGUUUAAUGCAAAUAUAGAUGCCAAAGAAGCAAUGAGGGUAAACAAGAUUGAUAUUGGGCAGAUGGAAAAAAUAAAAUAUGAAAAGAAUUCAAAUUCUUUUGAUGCCAAGCUGCAUUCCCUACAAAGUAUAGAGAACUGUGACAACAUGAUGGACAAUGAACUUCUCAUUCAGAAUAGUGUUGAUCCUCUUCCACUGCUGCCUGCUUGUUCACCAUCUUUUUCAUCUCUUGUUGAUGAGACCUUCGAAUGUGAACAUGGUUCUAGUUUGCCUUCUGCUUCUCCUGUGCGCUCUCUUUCACUUGGUCCUCAAGGCAUAAGCACCAGAGCUAUUUCACCGAUGCAGGAUGGGGCCUUGUCUCAUGCCCAAGCUAAUAAUACCUCAAUAGUUCGUCCUGGUGUCGGUGUGAACAGCUAUUUCCCAACUAGUUUGAGGCACUUACAGAGUACAAAUGCCUUCUCGUCCUCUAACCCUGUAAGAAAUUCAUCUGCUAUCAAGUUGUCAAACUCUAAAUCUAAUCAUGACCUGAGUUCAUUGAGCUCUCCAAGUGAGCAUGGUAUUGCAGAUGGAAAUAAACCAUUUCAACUUGCCCCUUCAAGCAUGUUGCCUGCUCAUUUGGUUCGAUCUUCACCUGCCAUUGAAGGAUUAGGGAAGGCCAUCACUGUAGGCUCUGAUUGUGCACCUAGAAAGCGCCCUCUUUCAGAUUUCCUGCUAGAUCUCCCUUCACUGCAAGGACUGAAAUCCAGUGAGCCAAAUAAGCGAAGAAAAAUAUCAGAAUCGGCGAAGAGUUCCCUUACUUUGCAGGCAUACUCUUCUAGUUCACAAUCAGGAACCAGUCUCACCCAUGGAAAUAUUCUUGCCGAAAGAAGUAAUUGUGUUCCAGCCACUGUGUAUGCUUCAGUGCUACUACAUGUAAUAAGGCACUGUUCGCUAUGCAUCAAGCAUGCUCAACUAACUGCCCAGAUGGAUUCUUGUGCCAUUCCGUAUGUCGAAGAAGUGGGCAUGCGAUCACCAUCCUCAAAUCUUUGGUUCAGGUUACCGUUUGCUCAAGAUGAUUCUUGGAAACACAUAUGCUUACGCCUUGGGAAGGCUGGAAGCAUGUCAUGGGACGUUAGGAUAAAUGAUCCACAUUUCAAGGAACUUUGGGAACUCAAUGGAGGAAGCACCUCAACACCGUGGGGUGUUGGUGUACGCAUAGCUAACACAUCUGAGAUGGAUUCACAUAUCUCUUUUGACGCGGAUGGUGUUGUUUUAACUUAUAGCACUGUUGAUGCAGAUAGUGUUAAGAGGCUUGUGUCAGAUUUACAACGGCUUGCCAAUGCACGCGUAUUUGCUCGUGGAAUGAGGAGAUUGAUCGGUGUAAAACUUGAUGAUAAGCUAGAUGACAACCAUAUAUCUGUGGGGAUAAAAUCGCAGUCUGUUAAUAAAGGCCAUAAUGAUGCUGACAGGUUAUCUGAACAGAUGGGAAAGCCAUUCAGGAUUGAAGCUGUUGGCCUAAUGAGCUUUUGGUUCAGUUAUGGCCAUAUGCCAAUGGUUCACUUUGUUGUCGAAUGGGAAACUGCUAAGGAAGGUUGCACGAUGCAUGUUUCUCCUGACCAGCUUUGGCCACACACAAAGUUUUUGGAGGAUUUCGUGAAUGGUGGUGAGGUUGCAUCCUUCUUGGAUUGUAUUCGGCUAACAGCAGGACCUUUACUUGCUCUUGGGGGUGCAAUUCGUCCUGCACGGAUGCCUGUAACAGUUUCGACUGGGUACAGCUCAAUGUCAAAGCAAACUAAUAAUGUCCCCUCCCAGGGGCCACUAGCAAAUGGUUCAUCUGCAACAACUAUGCAUCAUGCAUCUGCCCCAUCAAAUGGUACAGCCCAUUUGGGUGGUCAUACUCUUCAUACUGCGGCCAUGCUCUCCGCUGCUGGACGGGGUGGACCUGGACUUGUUCCUAGUUCAUUGCUGCCUUUUGAUGUUUCCGUCGUGCUUCGGGGGCCAUACUGGAUACGCAUUAUAUAUCGCAAGAAGUUUUCUGUUGACAUGCGUUGCUUUGCCGGGGAUCAGGUUUGGCUACAGCCUGCAACCCCUCCGAAGGGUGGGCCUUCAGUUGGCGGGUCAUUGCCAUGUCCACAAUUUAGACCUUUCAUAAUGGAGCAUGUUGCUCAAGGUCUAAAUGCUCUUGAACCUGCUUUCAUGAAUGCUACACAACCUGGUCCACACUUAAAUACUAGUGCUGGAGCUCCACAAUCUGCUCCUAUUGCAAACCGGUUAAAUGCUACCCCUGGUGGUGCUAUGUCCAGGCCAACUUCUAGUGUUGCCAACCAUGUAGCAGCUAGUUUGAGUCGAGCAGGAAAUGCCAUGUUGUCUUCUUCAGGUCUUGCUUCAGGGAUUGGUGGGGCUUCUGUGCGACUAACACCUGGAACUGGCCUUCCCGUUCAUAUGAAAGGAGAACUAAACACAGCCUUCAUUGGGCUUGGGGAUGAUGGUGGCUAUGGUGGUGGUUGGGUUCCGUUGGCAGCUCUCAAGAAGGUGUUAAGAGGGAUUCUUAAGUACCUUGGAGUUCUAUGGUUGUUUGCACAGUUGCCUGAACUUCUGAAAGAGAUAUUGGGGUCAAUUUUGAAGGACAACGAAGGGGCCCUUUUGAAUUUGGAUCAAGAGCAGCCUGCACUGCGGUUCUAUGUGGGAGGUUAUGUAUUUGCAGUUAGCGUCCAUCGGGUUCAACUGCUUCUACAAGUUCUUAGUGUUAAGCGGUUUCACCACCAGCAACAGCAACAGCAAGCUCAGAGCAAUGCUCAGGAGGAGCUGACAUCAGCCGAGAUCAACGAGAUAUGCGAUUAUUUCAGUAGGCGUGUUGCCUCUGAACCUUAUGAUGCUUCAAGAGUUGCUUCUUUUAUCACUUUGCUUACAUUACCUAUAUCGGUGCUGAGAGAAUUUUUGAAGCUGAUUACUUGGAAGAAGGGGUUUUCCCAGGCUCAUGGCGACAUUGCAACUGCUCAGAGGGCUCGCAUUGAGCUUUGUUUGGAAAAUCACUCAGGAUCAGCUUCAGAUGAUAGAGCAGAAAGCUCUUUAGCUAAGAGCAAUAUUCAUCAUGAUAGAGCCCACAGUUCAGUAGAGUUUGCUCUCACGUUUGUACUUGACCAUGCACUCAUUCCUCACAUGAACGUAGCUGGUGGAGCUGCCUGGCUUCCUUACUGUGUAUCUGUGAGACUGAGGUAUUCUUUUGGAGACAACAGCCAUAUAUCGUUCCUUGCAAUAAAUGGGAGCCAUGGUGGGAGAGCUUGCUGGUUGCAGUCUGAAGAUUGGGAUAGAUGUAAGCAGAAGGUGGCGAGGGCAGUGGAGACUGUGAAUGGGACCCCUGCCGUUGCAGAACCCGGCCAAGGAAGGCUGCGAAUGGUUGCUGAGAUGAUACAAAAGCAACUCCAACUUUGUCUACAGCAGCUGAGAGACGGACCGCUUUCGGCUGGCUCGACUGCUUCAUGAGAUAACAACUAGCAAUUUAGAGCCAGGUUAGAUAAAUUUUGUUGUAGUUCCUUUGAGAUGGCUGUGUUGACAUUUGGCCUUGGGUAGCAGAAUGUCAGAGCCCCAAAGAAAAGAAAAGAAAAGAAAUGCAAGCAUGUCUAUUGGCAGUUCGUGCCAGGGACAGCGGCUCUGAGGUGACAGAUUGCUGAUUUAUAUGGCAAUUUUGUACAGCAAAACUGUGUUGUGGUGGUGGUUGUGUUCACAAGCUAUCUCAGGCGCUGUCAGUUUAGUCGAUAAGGAUGGAUUCGGUUUGGUAGGCGUCGUGUACAUUACAUAUGGUAUUCUUACUUGGACUGACAUUCUGUUUGCUUGUAAAGCUAGGAGACUUCCCUAAUUGUGUCUAUGAUUCCUCAGAAGAAUGUUACUUGUAGCAAAUGAAGUUGCUUGAACCCCCUUA